Molecule: messenger RNA, 6923 nt
Organism: Hipposideros armiger (great roundleaf bat)
Lineage: Eukaryota; Metazoa; Chordata; Mammalia; Chiroptera; Hipposideridae
Gene: TRIM24
Product: tripartite motif containing 24
Exons: 19
Coding region: 314-3466 (1050 amino acids)
Cellular component (GO): chromatin
Molecular function (GO): protein binding; zinc ion binding
Source: RefSeq, a predicted model, not a curated record
GGCGGAUUCGAAGAGAGCCGCGGCGGUUGGCGAAGCGGUCGGAGCACAGCCUCCCCGGUGCGAGGAACGGUCUCUGCUGACAGAUCCCCUUCUUCCGGCCGCGCCACCCGGGAGGCGGGUCCCCCGGGCCUGUGGAGGCUUCCUCGGCCCGGCCCUCCCUCCCUCCCUCUCCCGCGGGUCACCCGAGCGGCCUGUGACGACGAGGAGGAGGAGAAGAAGGAGGAGGAGGUUGUCGGGGGCGGCAGCGGGCGGAGAGCGCGCUCCCCCCUUCCCCGGCGGCGGCGGCGGCGGCGGCGGCGGCGGGGGCAGGACAAUGGAGGUGGCUGUGGAGAAGGCAGCGACGGCGGCCGUGGCCGCUUCGGCGCCGGCCGCCGGGGGGCCCUCGGCGGCGCCGAGCGGGGAGAACGAGGCCGAGAGUCGGCAGGGCCCCGACUCGGAGCGCGGAGGCGAGGCGGCCCGGCUCAACCUGUUGGACACUUGCGCCGUGUGCCACCAGAAUAUCCAGAGCCGGGCGCCCAAGCUGCUGCCCUGCUUGCACUCCUUCUGCCAGCGCUGCCUGCCCGCUCCCCAGCGCUACCUCAUGCUGCCCGCGCCCAUGCUGGGCUCGGCCGAGACCCCACCUCCAGUCCCGGGCCCCGGCUCGCCGGUCAGCGGCUCCUCGCCGUUCGCGACCCAAGUUGGAGUCAUUCGUUGUCCAGUUUGCAGCCAGGAAUGUGCAGAGAGACACAUCAUAGAUAAUUUUUUUGUGAAAGACACUACUGAGGUUCCCAGCAGUACAGUAGAAAAGUCUAAUCAGGUGUGUACAAGCUGUGAGGACAAUGCAGAAGCUAAUGGGUUUUGUGUCGAGUGUGUUGAAUGGCUCUGCAAGACAUGCAUCAGAGCUCAUCAAAGGGUGAAGUUCACAAAAGACCACACUGUGAGAGAGAAAGAGGAAGUGUCUCCAGAGGCAGUUGGUGUGACCAGUCAGCGGCCAGUGUUUUGUCCUUUCCAUAAGAAGGAACAGCUAAAGCUUUACUGUGAAACAUGUGACAAAUUAACAUGUCGGGACUGCCAGUUAUUAGAACAUAAAGAGCAUAGGUAUCAAUUUAUAGAAGAAGCGUUCCAGAAUCAGAAAGUGAUCAUAGAUACACUAAUCACCAAACUGAUGGAAAAAACAAAAUACAUAAAAUACACAGGAAAUCAGAUCCAAAACAGGAUAAUUGAAGUAAAUCAAAAUCAAAAGCAGGUGGAACAGGAUAUUAAAGUUGCUAUAUUUACAUUGAUGGUAGAAAUAAAUAAAAAAGGGAAAGCUCUACUGCAUCAGCUUGAGAGCCUUGCAAAGGACCAUCGCAUGAAACUUAUGCAACAACAGCAGGAAGUGGCUGGACUUUCUAAACAACUGGAACAUGUCAUGCAUUUUUCCAAAUGGGCCGUUUCCAGUGGCAGCAGCACAGCCUUACUUUAUAGCAAGCGAUUGAUUACAUACCGGUUACGGCACCUCCUUCGAGCAAGGUGUGAUGCUUCCCCAGUGACCAACAAUACCAUCCAGUUUCACUGUGAUCCUAGUUUCUGGGCUCAAAAUAUCAUCAAUUUAGGUUCUUUAGUAAUUGAAGAUAAAGAGAGCCAACCACAAAUGCCUAAGCAGAAUCCUGUCGUGGAACAGAAUUCACCGCCGCAAGGUGGUUUAUCUUCAAACCAGUUAUCCAAGUUUCCAACACAGAUCAGCCUAGCUCAGUUACGACUCCAGCAUAUGCAGCAACAGGUAAUGGCUCAGAGGCAACAGGUGCAACGGAGGCCAGCACCUGUGGGUUUACCAAACCCUAGAAUGCAGGGGCCCAUCCAGCAGCCUUCCAUCUCUCAUCAGCAACCCCCUCCACGUUUGAUAAAUUUUCAAAAUCACAGUCCCAAACCCAAUGGACCGGUUCUUCCUCCUCAUCCUCAACAGCUGAGAUAUCCACCAGCCCAGAAUGUGCCACGACCAGCAAUAAAGCCCAACCCCCUACAGAUGGCUUUCUUGGCUCAACAAGCCAUAAAACAGUGGCAGAUCAGCAGUGGGCAGGCUCCCCCAUCCACUGCCAACAGCACGCCCUCUACUCCUUCCAGCCCCACCAUUACUAGCGCAGCAGGAUACGAUGGGAAGGCGUUCGGUUCGCCUAUGAUUGAUUUAAGCUCACCAGUGGGAGGUUCUUAUAACCUUCCUUCUCUUCCAGAUAUUGACUGUUCAAGUACUAUUAUGCUGGACAAUAUUGUGAGGAAAGAUACUAGUACAGAUCAUGGCCAACCAAGACCGCCCUCAAACAGAACCGUCCAGUCACCGAAUUCAUCAGUGCCGUCUCCAGGCCUUGCAGGCCCUGUUACUAUGACUAGUGUACACCCGCCAAUACGUUCACCUAGUGCCUCCAGCGUUGGGAGCCGCGGAAGCUCUGGCUCUUCCAGCAAACCGGCAGGAGCUGAUUCUACACACAAAGUCCCAGUGGUCAUGUUGGAGCCAAUCCGAAUAAAACAAGAAAACAGUGGACCCCCUGAAAAUUAUGAUUUUCCCGUUGUUAUAGUGAAACAAGAGUCAGAUGAGGAAUCUAGGCCUCAAAAUACCAACUAUCCGAGAAGCAUCCUCACCUCCCUGCUCUUAAAUAGCAGUCAGAGCUCUGCUUCUGAAGAGUCCGUGCCAAGAUCAGAUGCCCCUGACAGUACAGGAGAUCAACCUGGACUUCACCAGGAAAGUUCCUCUAAUGGAAAGCCUGAGUGGCCGGAUGCCUCCCAGAAGUCACCGCUUCAUGUUGGAGAGCCAAGGAAAGAGGAUGACCCCAAUGAGGACUGGUGUGCUGUUUGUCAGAAUGGAGGGGAACUCCUGUGCUGUGAGAAAUGUCCCAAAGUAUUCCAUCUUUCUUGUCACGUGCCCACAUUGGCCAAUUUUCCAAGUGGAGAGUGGAUUUGCACUUUCUGCCGAGAUUUAUCCAAACCAGAAGUUGAGUAUGAUUGCGAUGCUUCCAGUAACAACUCAGAAAAAAGGAAAACUGAAGGCCUUGUUAAACUAACACCAAUAGAUAAAAGGAAGUGUGAACGCCUACUUUUAUUUCUUUACUGCCAUGAAAUGAGCCUGGCUUUUCAAGACCCAGUUCCUCUAACUGUGCCUGAUUAUUACAAAAUAAUUAAAAAUCCAAUGGACUUGUCGACUAUCAAGAAAAGACUACAAGAAGACUAUUUCCUGUAUACAAAACCUGAAGAUUUUGUAGCUGAUUUUAGAUUGAUCUUUCAAAACUGUGCUGAAUUCAAUGAGCCUGAUUCAGAAGUAGCCAAUGCUGGUAUAAAACUUGAAAGCUAUUUUGAAGAACUUCUAAAGAACCUUUAUCCAGAAAAAAGGUUUCCUAAACUAGAAUUCAGGAAUGAAUCAGAAGAUAAUAAAUUUAGUGAUGACUCAGAUGAUGACUUUGUACAGCCCCGGAAGAAACGCCUCAAAAACACAGAGGAACGCCAGUUGCUUAAAUAAGCAGCACUGUUGGUGUGUGCUGGUUUUUAGAUUUUUUUUGUUUUCAAAAAAAAUAAACAUUUUGUGAGUAAUUUAACAUCAUUACAAAGAAGAGUUUGUGACCACUCUGAUCUGUAAGUUUUUGAUGUUUACUAGACUUUGAUUUUCUUAAUAACCCAUUUCUUUUAACCUUCGAAAAAGAAAGAAAAAAAAGAGAAAGGAAUGAAUGGAGAGAGGAAGGAAGGAGAAAGAAAGGAAAAUACAAAGAAGCAUCAACAACAAAACAAAAAGACAUUAUUCCCACUUCCUGGAUUUCAAAACUAUAAUCUGGAGUGAUAGCUACUAUAGAAAGGAAAUAGACUUAGUAUGAACUCUGAGUUGAAAAUUUAAUGUGGUUUGGAUAUGUGCGUUAAUCCAUUUUUAGAAAAUACCACUACCCAUUCAUUAUGGCCCCACCAUGAGUUAGGCGUACUGUCCUUAAGAGCGGUACUCCAUGAACUUGGAUGGUAAUAAUAAGAGUUCUAGGAUGCCGACUCGUGCAAUGAAAAAGUAGGUUAGAUCCUGUUAUGAAGACACCUAAUAGUAUAACAUGUAAGAUGGAAACUGUAUUAAAGAAAAAGCAGGAAAACAAAUGUUUGAUUUUUAUUUUUGUUUCUUUCUUGUCUAUAGAGGUGUUUGGUAAAGCAGAUUUUCAAGGCAAUUUUUUCAUCCAUUUCUUUAACUUCUUCCACUGAGGAAGUAAGUGAACAUGUUUGGUUUUGCUGUAUAUCUAUAUGUGGUUUUGUUGUUUGUUUCAACUGUGCAGGUGAUCCUUUUAUAACAAGACUCAUUGUUUGCAGUAUGGCUUUUAGUGGAACUACCCAAAAUAUGAAAUACAGCAGUGUGUGCCGUAUUUGAUGUGAGGAUUCUUACAAUAUACCCAAUUGGGCAUUAAAUGUAAGUUCCCCUGAAAGGGACUAGUUUUUCUGGUUUUCAUCUGUCUUUAUAGUUUGGAAUGAAAAUGUAUUGUGAAAUUUGGUAGCAGGCAGCUGGAGGGAAUUAUAGUAAAAAUUUAAUUUUUUUCUGAAGCAUCUAUUUCCUAUUUUUAGGAGUUAGAACCUCAAAUUGAAUCUUUCAUCUGACUUAAUUUUGAAUUUCAUUCUUAAAGAGAUACAAAAGACCUAUCUUCUGAGGACAAGCAUAUUCUUAAUGGGCCAGACCUAGCUAAUUUAACUGACAUUCAUUUAUUCCUUAUUGUUCAGUGUCAAAGAAGGAGACCAGAUUAAGAUAGAAGACAAUUGCUGUGCCAUUUGCUAAUCUAACAUUUGACAAGAUAUUGCCAUCUGAACUUUUUACUUUGCCAACGUAAACCUUUGUUUAUAAAACAUUAAUUAGCUAAGGAAAUUUUUCUCUUUAGGAUGAGAGGGUAAAAAUAUAGCUGACUUAACAGAAUUUGAUUCUGUGGAUGGUAUCAUCUCCCAUGAACGAAACCUAGAGGACUUUUAUCCAUAUGGCAUUACUUCUUAAACUGGACAAUUUGAAAAUAUUCUGUGGGGAAUUCAUUGGGUUUUCAGAUAUUGCCAAAGAUAAAAUAUGAGAAAACAACUUAUUAGCAAUAGCUUUUUACUUUUCAAAUAAAUUGAAGUUUUGCCCAUAAUAUGUCAAUUAUGUAUUAACAGUUUAAAGUCUUAAUCAUUUUUCCAAAUCUGUGUUCAGGGUAAUUGUUGUGUUAUUUUGAACAUGCAUUUGACUUUCUCCAAAGACUGCAUAUACCAUUUAAUUUUCUUUUUUUGCUUCAGCAUUUAUAGCACAGCAGCUGUGGGACUUUUACUAAUAAGUUUAUUGUUGGUAUCUUAGAAUACUGUUCUUUUGACAGUUUGUUCUUCCACAGUUUGUCUCCUGAGUUAAAACAGAUCAACACGGAUAAAUUUUGAGGAGGAUCACAAAGGGAAGUGACGCUAAAGAGAGAAAAAAUAGAAUUUUUUAAGUGCAUCUGAGCCAGAAUGUCUAAUAUACCCAAAACUUGGUUAUAGUCAGUGCCAUAUUAAUCUUUUAAAACUGUAUUUGUUUUGCUUUUACCAUUUUUUGCUAAAUGAAAGGCAGUUGAGAACCAUCUUGCCUGUAAUCAUAAUAUAAAUUAUAUUAAAAGUGUUUUUCUCUCCAAUAGCCAUCAGGACCAUCUUUGAGAUUCAAGUCCUGUGACCUUACUAACAAGCUCCUUAUGUGCUCAGGUGGAUCCCAGCAAAGUAGUCCUUAAAUUCUAAUAGACGUAAGCUAUAAGAUGACCCUAACUAUCCCAUCUCGUUUAGAGAGCAGCCUCCCAAAAUUUCAGAGCCAUUUAAGCAAACUUGACCUAUACUUAAAACACCAGUGUUUGUCUCUGAUCAAGAGCCCAGUGUCAUAGCUGCAAGAACCCCAGUACUGAAAAUGAUCACACUAUCACACCUUUAGCCAGGGCUUACGAAGGAGCAGACCAUGUGGGAGCUACGAUUAACUCAGUCCAACUCAUUGAAUGCUUUCCCAGGUGCCAGGCAUCUGAUCUUUCUGGCAAUAGGGAAACCCAAGUACACAGUCAGUGACUUAUGUAUCUAAGGCAGAAGUAUAAAUGGACUGAGAUAUACCAUAUUAAAUUCAAAAUACAUUUGUACAUGAGCAGCUGGCAAUGCAGCCCUUUUGUCCUUUGAAUUAUUAGCAGGCCCUGCUUAUCUUUUCUGAAUGGAGGGGUAGGAAAUUGGAAGGUGCUAAAAGGAAAAUGUCCUCUUCCUCUUCCCUUCAUAAUUUUACUUUCUUUUCCAAGCUAAAGAAUAGGCUCCAUAUUUUACUCCCACACAGUAACAUAGGAAUGCUUUCAGAGAGGUUCACUCCACAGUAAAAAAGGUGAGUAUACAUACAGCCCAUUGAUCUAUUUAUGAAUUUACAUUUCAAAGUCCUAUGAUGUCGCAGUGCUUAAACUUUUAAAUGUGGGUUCCAUGAAGAGCCUAGUUAGACAAUGAGGUCCGAUCCACAAAUAAUGUGAAUCCCCAAAACAAGUUGCUUCAUGUGAACAAAAAGUUUUUAGCUUUCAAUAGAAGAUGUACUCAUUUUCUGUUAUCUGUAUUUGUUAUGAAAGAGAGAAAUCCAAGUGAUCUGAUUAGCCAUUAAAGUCAUGGAUGUACCAUGAGUUUCAGCCAUCUGCUUUCUUAUUGAAAUAGAGCCCCUCGUUUUAAAUAACCAUGUACAUAUUUCUCGAAAGUAUUUUAUAACGUCAUGUAAAUUAAUAGUUGUCUUUUUACAAACACAUUUUAUUAGCCCCUUCAUUUUGGGUGUGAAUUUACUAAGUUAUAAUUCACAUGCCGGUGGCUCAUGUUCCCGAGUGAAAAUAAUGCUAGCCAAUCAGAUCACAGAUUUCUUUCUCCGUGAAGGUUUUGCUUAUUGUGAAGGACAUCUGAGACAGUAGUCUUUGUUUAAUUUUAGGGGGCCAACUGGUGCUUUGAUUUUAAUAAAAAUUAGCUUCAAUGCA